This is a messenger RNA of Adineta steineri, 1998 nucleotides long. The record is from the annotation of a GenBank genome assembly. NCBI's taxonomy places the organism in Eukaryota, Metazoa, Rotifera, Eurotatoria, Adinetida, Adinetidae.
AUGACAACUCGACCACGUUUAUUUGCUCGUACAUGUGAAGUAAAUCAUAACUCUGAACAACUAUCGUCAUCAAAAAGGUCUAUUAUUCUACUACUAGAUUUAUUUUCAAGUGAUAUCCAUUUACGUAAAGAACUUGAUCAUCUUUCUAACUGUCACUGUUCUCGAGCGUAUUCUAUAAACAACUGUUUAGAUUUAAUAUAUCAAGAUGGUAUUAAAGAUGGUUUAAUUUUGCUUAUUAUUUCACCUCGAUUUGUUGACUUUGUUUUCGAUACCUUGUUGGAAAUUGUGCCACAGUUGUCAUAUAUUUAUUUAUUUGAUAAAGUUCUAUACAACCAACACUUCAAUCGUGAUCUACGAUUUCGUGGUAUAUUCGAUAAUGUUCAAGUAUUAACUGAAAAAAUACGUGAGGAUAUUGAAAAGUUCGCAGAUUCUACUCAUAAAAGCGAAGGCAUUCAAUAUAUACUUGAAGACACUGCAAUAUUUUUUUGGUAUCGAUUCUUCUUUAAUAUUUUAGACCAUUUAAAACAUACUGGUGUCGCGAAAGAUGAAAUGAUUAGUCGAGUUCGUACUAUUUCUAAAGAUGAUAGACGUACACUGGAAGAAACUAAUCAAUUUGUAUAUACAUAUUCCUCUAAUGAUGUUAUCAUGUGGUACACUAGAGAUAGCUUUCUUUAUCGUAAACUUAAUAGAGCAUUACGCAGUCAUGAUAUCAAUGAAAUAUUUUUAUGGCGAUUUUAUAUUAGUGAUCUCGACAGAAAGCUUCGAGAACUAUGCUCAAAACAAAUGGAUUCUCAACCUAGGUGUACGUAUCGAGGUCAAGUGCUUCAUAAAUACGAUUUAUGUAAGCUGGCAAAGAGUGUAGGUAAAUUAAUCGCAAUGACUUCUUUUCUGUCUACAACUUCGGACCUUAAUAUUGCGAAAAUUUUUGCUGACUAUUCUGGUGAAGCUGAUUCUCCUCAGCGAUCAGUUGUCUACAAGAUAUUCAUAGAAUCAAACAAUAGUAAAAUAGUAUGUGCCAAUAUCUCGCAACUAAGUACAUACGCAGAGGAAGUAGAAGAUCUAUUCUCAAUACGAUCAAUGUUUCGUAUUGAACGAGUUGAACAUUCUGAUAAUAUAUGGUAUAUUGAUUUAACAGCUGUAGAUGAAGACGAUCAGCAAUUUUGUACAGCAAUCAAUCCUUGGAAAGCAAAAAUUAGUGAACAGAGUUUUUUUUCUGAACGUCAUGAACCAUUAUUUACUCGAUUUUUAAUCAAUGAAAAUAGUUCUUUUCUAGCUUUUCAAUUACUUACUGAUAUAAUGUUACGACUUUAUCAAACUGAAUUUGCUCGACAAGAAAUGAUUGAAAUGUGCCGAUUGAAAUAUGAAAAUAACCCAACUGAUAAAGAGAAGAUCAAUGAAUUUGAAAGUUCUUAUCAACAUAGUGAUGCCUUAGAAUGGUAUACAAAAAAUUCUUUUCUUUAUCGACUUCUUCAUCAAGCACUUCGAGCGGAAGAUAUUGAUACUAUUUUUAAACUACGUUAUUAUAUUUAUGAUUUACAUAAUCAACUAGCUCAACUUCAUACAUCUUAUCUUUACUCUUUACCAUCGGAUCAACCAAUACUAACACUUUAUCGUGAACAACGUAUGAAAAUUACUGAACUGACAAGACUUCAGGAGAAUAUCAACAAAUUAAUAUCUAUGAAUAAUUUUUUAUCAACAACAAACAAUGUUACAGCUGCUAUCUUUUUUGCUGGUGACGGCUGUCUUAAUGAUCCAGAUGGGGAAGUAUCAGUUGUUUAUCAAAUCACAAUUGAUACAAGUGUUCCUCAUUCAAUUCCAUUCGCCAAAAUCCAAUAUGAAAGUAUAUUUGAAGACGAAGAUGAAGUUUUAUUUUCCAUGGCUUCAGUAUUUCGGAUAGAUAGUAUUGAAAAGUAUGGAGCAUUGUGGGUGGUUGAAUUAACACUAAUUAACAAAGAAGAUGAAACAUGGAAUAUUCUUACAGCUCAUUUAAAUCAAUAA